Thyridium curvatum is the source of this 846-nucleotide messenger RNA. RefSeq lists its product as uncharacterized. Gene Ontology annotation, molecular function: metallopeptidase activity. Bases 1 to 846 code for a protein of 281 amino acids. The transcript is spliced from 5 exons. Lineage: Eukaryota; Fungi; Ascomycota; Sordariomycetes; Thyridiales; Thyridiaceae. The record is from RefSeq and is a predicted model, not a curated record.
AUGGUCAAAUUCUCCAUGCAGACCGCCCUGGCUCGCUCUACGCUGGUCGCGAACAUACUCCGGCCGUACAAGACGCAGGGUGCGAGUCACAAGCCCAACGCCCGCAUCAUGAAUCAAAUGAAACAGAUCUUUGGCAAGGAUGAUGUCGACACGGCCGGGACUCUACUUGGAAUCUUCGAGCGGAUAGCCAGCUUUCGCUACAAAGACCUGGAUGCCAGGGGUGAGGCAUGGAAGGGCGACAGAGAUUUCCUGGAUCUGGAGAUCUGGUGUAACAGCGACUAUGUGAUCGAGCUCGAGUAUGGAGAGUCCAACGUCCUCUAUCAUGACACCGUACAGGACAUGCCCGUGGAAAACUGGCGAACCCUCGUCAAAAUGAAACACCAGCAUGAUCCAGAUCUUGAAGCGGUCACAUCGCCAGCUCAUCACAAGGACCCGAAGAAGCAGUGGCCAGUGAAGUCGCCCGAGGUCAUUACCUUCAACCCAGGCUACAUCAAGGAAGUGACGGACAAGAACUCCAUCUUCAACGCCGACCGCAUCAGGAAAGCCGAGAUAAAUGAUCUCAGGGAUCGCAUUAACAGUCAUUUCAGGAGGACCAAGAAGGGGUGGACAAACGUCGACCUGUUGGAGACGCUAGAGCUGGUCCUGCAUCAUGAGCUCACGCACUUGAAGCAUACUGCAGACACGAUAGACGUGGACUCUCCAAACAGCUACGGGUGGCUGGAUGUCCUCAGACUGAAGAGUAUCAAGAAUGCCGACAAUCUGGCGUACUUUGCCCUGGUGGUCGACUUGAUCCAGAACCACCACUACGACGUGGAUGCAAAGGGAAAACUCGUUCGGUUCACUUAG